UUGAGUGCUUGCUUACACGUCAAAUGACUGAGAUUUCUAUAAAAUGUACAAUAUUUAUUGUUAAAUAGGAUAUUUAGUGUGCUCCAUGUGUAAAUAAGUACAAAGAAACAAUUUCAAAAAUCUUUAAUGUGCAAACGAAGUGCAUAAACAUUCCUUAUUAAUAGCAAUAAAUUAAACUAAGCUUAUCAAUAAAAUGGGUGGUCUAUUUAGUUACUUUAGAGGAUUGCUGGGUGCAAGGGAAAUGCGGAUUUUGAUACUUGGAUUGGACGGUGCCGGAAAGACGACAAUUCUUUAUAAAUUACAAGUCGGUGAGGUCGUGACCACUAUACCGACGAUUGGGUUCAACGUAGAACAAGUCACAUAUAAAAAUCUCAAGUUCCAAGUGUGGGAUCUUGGGGGACAGACCAGUAUUAGGCCUUAUUGGCGAUGUUACUAUGGCAACACAGAUGCAAUAAUAUAUGUUGUAGAUUCAGCUGACAGGGAUCGAAUAGGAAUAUCUAAAGAUGAACUUGUGCAUAUGUUAAGGGAAGAAGAAUUAGCGAACGCGAUACUCGUUGUUUUAGCCAACAAACAGGACAUGGCCGGAUGUCUGACAGUAGCCGAGGUACACCAGGCCCUGGGCUUGGACGCCUUGCGCGAUAGAACCUUCCAGAUCUUUAAGACUUCAGCCGUCAGAGGCGAGGGGCUAGAUCAGGCGAUGGACUGGCUCUCGAACGCGCUUCAAGCUAGGAAAUAACGUAUACAGUUGGGUUUUAUAUGAAGAGAGACAGAGACGGCAUCACCGUGAAACGAACCUGUGUGAUAAGGACAGAUAUAAGAAGAUAGUCGUAGUCAUCUGUAACGCCAUUAGUAUAUAGUGCACCACGUCGUCGCCAAAACUAUCCAUGUUGCUGUUGAUUUGUACAUUAUGAAUCAGCCAGAGAAAAUUUCUUUCGUGAUAAAAUUCACAGCAAACCGAAUCGUAACUUGUACUUAAAAAGAAACAUUUCGUUUACUGGCAAGACUAUUUAAAAGCGUUGUCGUUAGACUUUGACGACAACCUAAAGCACGACGUUGCGUGAAUUUAUUUAUUUACUGUUGAAGCUUAACAUGAAAGUUAAAAUGUAAGCGUUGGUAAUACAAAUUAAAGAACAAAAACCUUUGACAUUGCUUCUCGGGCCCUUCCAAAAGUUUAAGUGAAGUUCAGUAGAAACACAGUCUUGAUUUUAUAUAAAUACAUCUUGUCUAGUUACAUCAGAUUAUAGUACAGUUCUCGUUUAAAGAAAUAAAUAAAUAUAUGUAGUAUUUUUAACUGUCUGUUUAUUAGUUUGUUUUAAUAAAGCCAAAUAUCGUUCUUUUGGUUCCGGUUCCUUGUGCCUGAAGUGUUUUUUGACAGAUGAGUGAUCGCUACAGUUAACUGUCAGUUGUCAUGCGAAGAACCCGACUAAAUAAUUUUUCUAAAAAUAUCAAUGACACCGUCUAUCGAGGACGUAAUAGCCUGCAGGUUGACCAACUAUUGCUCAGCGUUUUCCCAGUAAUACAUAUGUCGUAAUGCAUCUUUUUAUAUCUGUUUUUAAAUUAUUAUUUUUCCG
Bombyx mandarina (wild silkworm) is the source of this 1571-nucleotide messenger RNA. It is a transcript of the gene Arl1, whose product is annotated as ADP ribosylation factor-like 1. Gene Ontology annotation, molecular function: GTPase activity; GTP binding. Lineage: Eukaryota; Metazoa; Arthropoda; Insecta; Lepidoptera; Bombycidae. The record is from RefSeq and is a predicted model, not a curated record.